AUGCCGCCAAGAGUGAGAGGCAAAGGAAAGGGUCCCAUGCGAGGUAGACCAUCAGCAGGACCUUCCUAUCGGCGCACACCGUCUCCUCGUUUUCCAGUUCUGAUUCCCGUGACCAUUGGGGCCUUUACCCCUUCAUAUCAUAACUUUCCUGCUCAACCUCCUUUGGUUGAACCACAACUUCAAGCAGUUUCUCCACCACCUCUUCCUGUUGAGGAGCCGCCUCAACAACCAUCUCAACCACCUCCCGAGUCGCCAAGGCGAAGGAGGAAUGCACGAAUUUCUGUGCAAGGAGGACCUCGGUUCAGUUCUCCUCAGGGUUCAAGUUCUUACCCUCCUAUCCCCGAGGACCCCCAAAUGGGUGGACCCUCGCACGCGGCGCCGGAGAACGAUCCUCUGCCGGUUUCUUAUGCACCACCGCCACCGCCAGUGGGAUACCCAUCGGAUUAUGGAACCCAUGAUCCAUAUCUCACUGCUGCACAGUACAAUGCACUUUAUCCUUCUUCUAACCCUCCAGUUUACCCAACUGGAUAUCCGGUGCAGGGGUAUCAAUACCCACCAUUUCAGCAACCUCCUCCUCCUCAACAGGAGCAAACCCAAGAAAUACUGCAAAGAUUAGACAGGGUUGAACAUGAAGCGGAUGAAACCAAGGAGAAGCAUAACAACUUUCUUAAGGGCCUUGCAAGUCUUAUUAAAGGCAAAAAGAAAUAG
Helianthus annuus (common sunflower) is the source of this 708-nucleotide messenger RNA. Its product is annotated as proline-rich proteoglycan 2-like. The transcript is spliced from 3 exons. Lineage: Eukaryota; Viridiplantae; Streptophyta; Magnoliopsida; Asterales; Asteraceae. The coding region runs from base 1 to 708 and encodes 235 amino acids. The record is from RefSeq and is a predicted model, not a curated record.